Molecule: messenger RNA, 924 nt
Organism: Glarea lozoyensis ATCC 20868
Lineage: Eukaryota; Fungi; Ascomycota; Leotiomycetes; Helotiales; Helotiaceae
Product: NAD(P)-binding Rossmann-fold containing protein
Exons: 4
Coding region: 1-924 (307 amino acids)
Molecular function (GO): oxidoreductase activity
Source: RefSeq, a predicted model, not a curated record
AUGACUUUCAUCAAGAACAUAGCCAUUGUUGGCGGAUCUGGUCAAAUGGGGACUCCACUAGUCAAGGCUCUGGUUGAGUCCAAAAGAUUCAACCUAACGGCCAUUACUCGAAGUGAAAGUGAUUCUACAUUUCCACCCACCGUCAAUGUUCUUCGUGGAGACUACGACUCCGAAGACUUCCUUCAGUCCUCAUUUAGCAAUCAAGAAGUUCUUAUUAUCAUCCUUGCGACAACCGCACCAAAAGAUCUUCAGCCCCGUCUUAUCAGAGCUGCGACUGCAGUUGCCGUAUCAUACAUCUUACCUACUGAAUUCGGUCCUGAUACUGCAAACUCAGCUUUGGCCCAGGCAGUACCAUUUUUGUUCCCGAAGAAGUCACUUCGAGAUCAAAUCAAGGCAUCACAAUCUAGUAGUCUCAUUGCUGUUGUUAAUGGACUUUGGUUUGAUUUCAGCUUGGCAGGUGGGUUCUUUGGAAUCAAUAUCAAAGAGCGUACGGCGAGAUUGUAUGAUGAUGGGCAGACUCUCUUUAGUACCACAACACUGGCACAAGUCGCCCGUGGAGUCACUAAGUUGUUUGAACUCCCUUCCUCUGAGCUUGAGAAAUUCAAAAAUCACUUUGUCUACGUUAGCUCUUUCGCUGUUUCUCAAACUCAAAUACUGAGAUCAGUGCAAAAAGCCACGGGAACCAGCAACGAAGACUGGAAGAUCUCGAGUGUGCCAGUUGAUGAAGCUAUCGAGAUGGGAUUAGCAGAGUUCCAGAAUGGUAAUUUCAAGGGUUUGCUGGAUGUCUUGUAUGGAAACAAUUCAAAGCCCGGAAUGGGUGGAAAUUUUGAGCAUAAAUUGAACAAUGAGUUGUUGGGAUUGGAAAGUGAAGAUCUGGAUAUUGUGGUGAAUAAGAUUGUUGAUUGUAUUGAAAAUAAGAUGUGA